AUGGAAAAAGAGAACCCUGCAAAUGAAGUCAAGUUCCUCAACGGCAUGACAUUAGAAGAGUGUCUUCCUCCAAACCUUAAUAUUUUUUUUUUGUUUUUGGUUCCUAUAUGCCUGAUAAGGCAUUUGUUGACUCCGAACUUCACCUGCCAGUCAACCGCCGGUGAUGAAUUCUUAUCAGAAAAGACGUACAUAUUGAUGCUGUUGAUAUUAGUUGUGUUUUGUUUCUUGUCUACAAACUACUUGUUGAACAAGAGGCACAAACAACCUUUCAUUGUGCUGAUGAUCAACACUGAAGUGAAAGAAGUUAAUAUUGAUGACCCACAAACUGCUGAAGAAAUUGAACAAAUGAGACAAAAAUUAAAUUUUUACCAAAGCACUAGAGCUCCUAAAAAACUUCUAAAAUUAAUAAAUUCUAAAGAGAAUGCACGUCAGAUAAAAAGCAAACCAUCUGCCACACUUGUCGAUGGCUUGAAGAAACACAGCAGUCCAGUUGGAGACAUCAUACUUUCAGUAACAGAUGCAGACUACGUCAGUUUCGCAUUAAAUUUUUAUUACCUCUCAAUUGUCAGAAACAAAAUUCAAAACUUUUUGUUCGUUUGUUUGGACAAGCAAUCAUAUGAAACAUUAACAAAAUUGGACAUUCCUGCUUCGAUGCAUUCAUUGUCUUUCAUCUUGAAAAAUGAUUUUAUGUCCAGCGACUUUGGUAAACUUGGUUACAUUUACAAAACGAACCUAAAAACUGCUGUGAUGGUUCAGGCUUUGAGUUUAGGCUACUCUGUUUUAAUGUGUGACGUUGACGUUAUUAUGUUCAAAAACCCUUUUACAUUUUUCACGUGUAGCAAUUGCAGCAUCCACAUUCAGAAAGACAGACAAAUGUACAACAGUGGUUUUGUUUACGCCAAACCAACCAAAACAAGUAAAUAUAUUUAUGAAAAAUCAUGGAAUUUGUUCGUCAAAUAUCAAAAAUCACACGAUCAAUCCUACCUUAACAUGGCAAUUCAUCAGUUAGCAGAAAAGGAAAAUGUUUUUGACGCUCUGAAAGUUCUUUCCAGGAGAGAAUUCCCAUGUGGUUUGUAUUAUUUUGAAGAAGUUCACAGGCCGUUCAAGAACGAACCUCCAUGCGUGGAAUGUGCCAUCAUGCACAACAACUAUUUAGGCAGUGUCGCCGCCAAACUUUACAGAUUAAAGGAAAACCAUUUCUGGAUUAUUGAUUCAAAAGGAUAUUACUCCGAUCCUAAUGCCAAGUACAUCACAUACGAUAAUCCAGUACAUUUUGAAAAAAUUCGAACAAUGGACAUUGAAAUUUCUAGUCUUAAAAGUGCUCUUGCGAUCGCGUCUGUUUUGAAUAGAAUAUUGAUUUUGCCGCCAUUUCAUUGUUGCAAUUGCCAUCCGGACAACAAAUGCAGUCAUCCGAAAUAUAGAUGCUCACUCUUGUCCAUGCUACGAAUUUCUAAAUUCGAUCAAUACUUCAAAUUAAAAUAUCGAGAACAUUCAUUUUUGGAUCAUCCUCUGGUUCCAGACGCCGUGAAAUCAUCCGUCAGUCCUGAAUUGCUCAUCAACCAUUCUACCUACAGGAAAAAAUUUGGAAUUUCCUCAGAACACUUUUUAAACCCGAAGAAUGCAGAAAAGGGAGCUUCACUUGAAGAAGUCGAAACUUGGUUGACGAAUUACUCCAACUACUCUGUAAUAAAAUUGCAUUCACUUUACGGCGCGUCAUCCUUCCAACAUCACACGGACAACAGAUAUACCAGGCUAGAAAAUAUUUUUGCAGAUGCUUUUGAAUGCACAGAAUAUGAACAAUGGGAGAAAAAUUUUUUAGCCUUCAAGUGA
This is a messenger RNA of Helobdella robusta, 1830 nucleotides long. RefSeq lists its product as hypothetical. NCBI's taxonomy places the organism in Eukaryota, Metazoa, Annelida, Clitellata, Rhynchobdellida, Glossiphoniidae. Bases 1 to 1830 code for a protein of 609 amino acids. The record is from RefSeq and is a predicted model, not a curated record. Gene Ontology annotation, molecular function: glycosyltransferase activity. Gene Ontology annotation, cellular component: Golgi apparatus. The transcript has 3 exons.